GUCGCUGGUGCCAGCGAUGUCCAGUAUAAACAGGUCAGCGUGAGUGAAGUGAGUGAGUGAACAUCAGCGAGAUGGCCGCGGCUCACACACUACAGGCCCAGCUCACACUGGCCGCCUUCUUCUGCCUUCUCCUCCCAGGUGCAUAUUUAGAGGAGGAGGCUGACAAUUGCCAGAAUGUAUUUAGUGCCGAUAACUACCUGAACUUGACCAACAGCCUCAAGUUAUUCAACAACUGUUCCCAGCAGGCCAUGCAGCGCUUGGAGGCGGGGAAGCUGAGCGAACUCUACAAGUUGCUGCAGAACGCUGCAGACAGCCUGCGAUCACUCCGUGUGAGAGAAGCUUGUCAGCAUGUGAACCCCAAGAACUGCAGCUUCCCCAUCAUCCCCGCCAACGGAGGCCUGGUAUGUCUGACGCUGAACAGGACCCGCUACUGCAAGCCCAUGUGUAACAAGGGUUAUGACUUCCAGUUCCUCAGGAGAUCGCGGCCAUACGAGAGGUGUGGGGAAGAGACCGGCUUCAAGUGGACAACGCAGUACAUUGGAGGCAACCGUUUGGCCAACUGUCAAGAAAGUGCGUUAGCAGUUGCCGCUAACGCUUCUCACUACUUUGACAAGCGCUGCCUCGAUGUAGCGCAAGAUUACAGCGAAGAGACCCUCAUGAUCUCAGCAUUCCUGACGGAACUCAAGAAAGAACUGCAUGGAAAAAUCAACAAUAAAACCGUAUGCUUUCUGUGUGGUGAUACAUCCUUCCCAAUCAGCAACUCCAGGUUAUCUGUGUCCUAGUCACCCCCCCUCCAUGGAGAUCACCAAAGUCAGCAACACGUUACAAUCCCAUAUGACAAAGCCAAGCUUCUCUCUAUUACAGUCCUGAGCAUGCAUUAUUAUCCCGAGAUUCUCCUUGCAUUCUAGUUCCGGGUUUAUAUUACAACCCUGAGAUCCUCCCUGUAUUACAGUCCUGAGCUUGUAUUACAAUCUGGAGAUUCUCCCUUUGUUACUGUGGCUGAGGUUAUGUUAAAACCCCGAGAUUCUCCCCGUAUUACAUAAUCUGGAGAUUCUCCCUGUAUUACAACCCCAUGUUUAUAUUACAACUCUGACAUUCUCCCUGCAUUACAGUCCUGAGGUCCUGUUAUAGCCCUGAGAUUCACGUAUUGCAAUUACGAGCUUAAGUAAUUCUCCCUGUAUUACAGUCCUGCGUUAUUACGAGCCUGAGCUUCACUCUGUGUAACACAUUGGUACCUUCCACAAUCUUGAGGUUUCUCCUGAAUUGCAGCACUGUUCCAACCUGUAUUACAACAGUGACGCUCCCCUGUAAUACAAUACUGAGCUUCACCCUGCAUUACAACAUCAAGCUUUCCCCAUAACCCAACUUCCUCCUCGUUUGUAACGCUCUGUAUAACAACAGUGAUCUUUCCCUGUAAUCUAAUGCUGAGAUUCUGAGCUUUUCCAUUGCCUAGUAUCCUGUUGUGUUACAUCCUUGUGUUUUCUGUUGGAUUGUAACAUUAAUAAAAGUACAUCGAUGAAUGAACCAACA
Messenger RNA from Amblyraja radiata (thorny skate), 1530 nucleotides. RefSeq lists its product as uncharacterized. The transcript has 6 exons. The record is from RefSeq and is a predicted model, not a curated record. The coding region runs from base 72 to 782 and encodes 236 amino acids. Lineage: Eukaryota; Metazoa; Chordata; Chondrichthyes; Rajiformes; Rajidae.